Messenger RNA from Vigna angularis (adzuki bean), 1963 nucleotides. RefSeq lists its product as uncharacterized. The transcript is spliced from 7 exons. The coding region runs from base 362 to 1915 and encodes 517 amino acids. The record is from RefSeq and is a predicted model, not a curated record. NCBI's taxonomy places the organism in Eukaryota, Viridiplantae, Streptophyta, Magnoliopsida, Fabales, Fabaceae.
CCAAUCUUAAACUUUUUACACGUUUCCCUCACUUUUGAUCUUUCAUCUAGCUGCCCUCAUUUCUGCGAUAAAGUUAUUCAUCUUUCUUAGAUUCACAUCUACUCAACUCCAAUCUGAACAACACAAGAAAAUUCGCAGAGAAAGAGUGCAUUGAUUUUCAACUUUUGCAACACAGAAAUACAUCCAAUUGGGCAAAACUCAGCUACCCAAUUGAAAACUCAUUCCAAAGUUUUCGUCUUUGAAACUUUCCAUUUAGAAGAAGCUCAGAACUUCAAAAGGGUGAGAGUGAAGUGGCAAAGAGACAUAAACAGAGGCAAAGAAACAGAGAAGGAGAGAGAACAACGACACUGUAAUCGCGCAGAUGCAAGAGGACAGUGGAUCGGGGCUUUUUCGUCAUUCAAGUAAGGAUGGAAUCUGGUUGCCGGUCAUAAAAGCUCUGCCGCGAUCCGUGGUGGUUCUCCUCUUCCCCGUCGUGGUCAUCAUCGGCGUGUUGGCUUACACGCGCGUGAUUGACACACCACCUACACUUUCUGGAAUUUCAUCUACCAAAUCUUCAUUAAGCACCACACGUACCUUCAAAAUCCCUUUCAGUGUUCAAAGAGAGACUCCAUUGAACUGCAAUGUAUACAACCUCACAAGAACAUGCCCCACCAAUCAAAACCCAAUCAAAGAGGAUGAUCAGAGCCGUCCAUCCGGUGCCACGUGUCCACAGUUCUUCCGUUGGAUCGAGGAGGACCUGAGACCGUGGGCCUACACAGGCAUAACACAAGAGAUGGUGGAGAGGGCAAAGGCAACAGCAAACUUCAAGUUGGUGAUAUUGAAGGGUAGGGCUUAUUUGGAGACCUACCAAAAGUCCUUCCAAACAAGGGAUGUCUUUACAUUAUGGGGCAUUUUGCAGUUGUUAAGGAGGUACCCUGGAAAAGUUCCUGAUUUGGAACUCAUGUUUGAUUGUGUGGAUUGGCCUGUGGUUUUGGCUAAUCAGUACAGUGGUCCUGUUCCUCAGCAGCCACCACCAUUGUUUCGAUACUGUGGAAAUGAUAAUACCUUGGACAUUGUCUUCCCUGAUUGGUCUUUCUGGGGAUGGGCUGAGGUUAAUAUAAAGCCAUGGGAGAUUUUGUUGGGAGAGUUGAAAGAAGGGAACGAGAGAAUACCAUGGCUCAACAGAGAGCCUUAUGCAUACUGGAAAGGUAAUCCAUCUGUUGCAGAAACCAGAGAAGACCUCAUGAAAUGCAAUGUUUCUCAAAAUCAAGAUUGGAAUGCUCGUUUAUAUGCUCAGGAUUGGAAACGAGAAUCAGAAGAAGGGUUUAAGAAAUCAGAAUUGGCAAGCCAAUGCACUCAUAGAUACAAGGUGUACAUUGAAGGUUCUGCUUGGUCAGUGAGUGAAAAAUAUAUCCUGGCAUGUGACUCCACCACUCUACUUGUGAAGCCACAUUACUAUGAUUUUUUCACAAGAGGACUCAUACCAGGGCACCACUAUUGGCCCAUAAAGGAAGAUGACAAGUGCAGGUCCAUUAAGUUUGCUGUAGAUUGGGGGAACAGUCACAAUCAAAGGGCACAUCAAAUUGGAAAGGCAGCAAGUGAAUUCAUUCAAGAAGAGUUGAAGAUGGAUUUUGUGUAUGAUUACAUGUUUCAUCUUCUGAAUGCAUAUGCUAAACUGUUCACAUACAAACCCUCCAUUAGUGGUAAUGCUACUGAGCUGUGUGUGGAGUCAAUGGUAUGUGGAGCAGAAGGGUUGGAAAAGAAAUUUAUGAUGGAAUCAUUGGUGAAGGGUCCAGCAGACACCGACCCUUGCACCAUGCCUGCCCCUUUUGAUCCUCCAUCUUUGUACGAACAAUUACACAGAAAGAAAAGUUCAAUUCAACUAGUUGAAUCAUGGGAGAGAAGUUACUGGGAGAAUCAAAACAUAACAUCUUAGUGAAUAUUUUUUCCCAUGUUCAACACGCUUUCAAUAUUUCCUCUUUCA